AUGUUUCCCAAAGCUGUUUCGCCCAAGGUGAAUUAUGAUGCUAAGCCGGAUGGGGUGAAUGAUGAUGCUAAACCGAUUGUUGCCGAGAUUGAUGUUAGGUCUGACAAUGUCACUAAUAAAAGGCAAGCAUUUGUAACGAUGAGAUGCAAGAGGGUUGGAAAAUAUGUUUCAAAAAUCCGGAAGUUAAAACAUGAUGACACUGGGUCUAGAAAAUGUGAGAGUCCGUUUAAAUUGCACGGAUCAUGUAGGGUGGAUGGUACAUGGUGGUUUAGUGUCAUUUGUGGUAAACAUAAUCAUGCGUCGAACACCAAGCCACAAGGUCGUCCAAUUGUAGGUCGAUUUAAAUUGGAUGAGAAAGAAAUUACUUUAGAAAUAUCGAUAAUCAAAUUUGCAACUAAAAACAUACUUGCAAAUUUGAUAUGGAAAAGACCGCAAAAUGUUUCAAAUAUCAAGCAAAAUGUUACAUGGGAGUUGAAUAUAUGCAAGAGUUUGUUGAAGGAUCCACAAAAUAUGCCUAGUGUCAUUGUAACCGACCGAGAUAACGCUCUUAUGAAUGUUGUUGGUAGUGUGUUUCCUACAUCAUAUAUAUUACUUUGUCAGUAUCAUAUAACAAAAAAUGUGAGAGUUAAGCUCAAACCUGCGGUUGGCACCCAAGAUUUCAAGGAUGAAGACGGAAACAUGGUCAAAUCUAGUGUUGUGGUAGAGAAUAUAAUGGAUGCAUGGGCAAAUAUUUUAAAUUCUUCUACAGAAGAGUUCUAUAUUGAGAAUGUGGUGAAAGAGAAAGUUGUGUGUGCUUGGAUGGAACGGGUUAGACAUUUGGGAAACACAAAAACUAUUAGAGUUGAAUCUGCACACGCGGCAUUGAAGAAAUAG
Messenger RNA from Vicia villosa (hairy vetch), 873 nucleotides. RefSeq lists its product as uncharacterized. Bases 1 to 873 code for a protein of 290 amino acids. The record is from RefSeq and is a predicted model, not a curated record. The transcript is spliced from 4 exons. Lineage: Eukaryota; Viridiplantae; Streptophyta; Magnoliopsida; Fabales; Fabaceae.